Messenger RNA from Mytilinidion resinicola, 1116 nucleotides. RefSeq lists its product as uncharacterized. The coding region runs from base 359 to 949 and encodes 196 amino acids. Lineage: Eukaryota; Fungi; Ascomycota; Dothideomycetes; Mytilinidiales; Mytilinidiaceae. The transcript has 4 exons. The record is from RefSeq and is a predicted model, not a curated record.
GUAAGGGCGAGUGGCGCCAAGCCGAAUUGCACUGCAAAGCCGUUCUGCCGUUCUCGUUUCCUGCCAGCCCGUCGAUCGUGCGCGAUUUGGUCGAGGUGUGGCAGACUCGACUGCAGCUAUCUCACCCCCAGCACUGCGCAGAUACGACGCUAUUGCAUCCCGCGGCCUCACUGCUACUUCAGUCACGCGGCACCCUCGCCUAUCUCUCUGUCUUUGCGCCGCGCCUCGAAGCCCUACUUUUCUGCCUCGCUGCCUGGUACUCGUCCCCAGCCUCCUCCACACCACCCUCCUCCUUCGUAGUCGGUUUGUGGCAAUUACCGAUCCUGCACGAGCUGGGUGAAGAGGACAACCAGGCAACAUGACGAGGAGGAUUGUUUAUGGAGUUGGGCUAUGGAUUACCAUUGCGGCCACCGCGAUGACCAUAGCCAGCAUUGUGAUGCCUCGAUGGCUCAGCUACGGUUCUGAAGGAACCCGCGAGUUCUCCUACGGACUUCACCGUCGCUGUUCGAGUGUGACCGGCGUAUGCAAUCAUUUCCCACGAUUCGAAGACUGCACUGGCGACAAAUGGUCGUUCUGUAGCAUGUGGCGGACUGUCGGCUUUUUGAUGUCAUUCGCCGUCAUCCUCGAACUUGCAACUCUCACGUCCUAUGCGAUUAUAAUUCUAGGAGGAAAGCAGCGAAGGGACAGAGGCUGGAAGGUUGUAUGCGCGUUUCUGGUCAUUUCGGCACUGGUGCAGCUUGUUAGCAUGGCUCUUGUGUCCUUCCUCUUCGACCACGACGAACGAUUCUUCAACGGCUGGUACCUCGACAAGUCCUGGGUCCUUUGCACCGUCAGCUGGAGCAUGCUCAUCACAACCGCAGCCGGUGUGGCUGUGGCAGCGAUAUACCUGCCAGAAGAAGGAGGCUACGAGCUCAUCCCCAACGAGGGAUAUGGGAUCGGAUCUCCGUAAUACACGGGUAAUGGGGUGGGUGGCCAACCUUGAAUGUUAAGAGCAUGCAUAGACUUCCGAGUCGGCGUUGCGAUAUGCCUACUUUCUGCCUCAGUGUCUUAGGGCGGGAAGUUUUUGUCAUCGGCGUUAAAGCGAGUUAUGGAUUUGCAAGCAUUCUUGCCCCGUAG